Mercenaria mercenaria is the source of this 1363-nucleotide messenger RNA. RefSeq lists its product as uncharacterized. Lineage: Eukaryota; Metazoa; Mollusca; Bivalvia; Venerida; Veneridae. Bases 559 to 1020 code for a protein of 153 amino acids. The record is from RefSeq and is a predicted model, not a curated record. The transcript has 3 exons.
ACCGCCAUCUUUGUUGUUCUGGUAAGGUUCACUGCGACCCCGCCCCGUUGUCAUUGUAUAUACCUCUACUAGUCUAUGUGUGCUUUGUAAAAGAAACUGAUAGAAUUUCUUCGCAAUUUUUGCAGUUUGUCAGUGGUGUUUUUAGUUAAAAAUGCAUCAAUUAGAAAUAGUUUUUCAUUAGAUAUACCUUCUACAGCACAAGUUAGAUCAUAAAAACUAGAUUCUCGCUAAUUUGAUAAAUAACAGCUGACAAUUUGAAGGAAAUGAACAAUAUUUAUCUCCAUUUUUAGCUUAAGAAAGGUCAAGGAAGGACAUGUAGUGUCUGCAAUAAAGAUAAUUAAUAGAAGACUUUAAUGAAAAGAAAAUUUCCUAAAAAAUCUUACUUUUGAAAAGAAAUAAUGUCGUUUAAUAUAAUUUCAAAAACGCAAGUUUAAUUCCCGCGAAAUUUUGAAAUGGGCGUUUCUGAUUGGUCCAUUUAAUACUUGACGCUGAUUGGUCGGCCUAUCCCCCUGGAUACUAUAUAAACCCCCGUCGUCAAGUUCCGGCAAAACGAGACCAAUGCCACUGCAAGCUAGCUGUGAAAAAAUGUCUUCCUCUAGAAAUCGCAGAUAUUUAAACUACUCAUCUACCAGGCGCUCUAGGUCAAGAUCUAGGCGUUCGAGGGAUAACUACCACUAUUCUAGACAUAGAAGCCCAAGUCCCAGAUGGUAUACCAGGCGCUCUAGGUCCAGAUCUAGGUGUUCCAGGGACAACUGCCACUAUUCUAGACAUAGGAGCCCUAGUCCAAGGUGGUCAAGAUCUAGAAAUAUUUCUAGAUCUAGACCAAGUGACUGGGAGACUUACACUCCUAUGCCUAGUAGUAGUGGGAGUGAGUCCCCGGACACCCAGAGAGUCAGAGCUUCGACUCCAGUGAAAGAGCCAGUAUCACUACUUCCAGAUAUUGAAGAGCCACUCAUUCGUCAGCUCAGUGAGCCAGUGUUUCCUGAGUUAUAUGGUACCUUGGAGCAGAAAGCGAGGUAGGGAGGACCAAGCAGAGGUUUCCCCACCGGCUAAAAUGCAGAAGUAUGUUCCUGCACAGGCCGGUCCAAACAUACACAUCAACAGAAAUCAUCCAAACUUCCGAAGGUACUUCUAUUAGAUUUUGUGCAGAACUUAGAAAUGCUGUAGGUGUAUAGUGUAGUCGUUAGUUUUAGUGUAUUUCUCAUUCUUUACUCUGUUUGGAACUGAUGAAUAAUAAUGCCUACUAGUAUGUUUGUUUGAGACCAGCUGAAUGCAACUUUCUCAACAUUAUUCAGUUGAUGUAGUUUGCUUGAUUGUGUACUGGUACACUUCUCUGCAGCUAGUUGCGCUUUCAUCUGUUUGU